This is a messenger RNA of Zingiber officinale, 2111 nucleotides long. RefSeq lists its product as uncharacterized. The record is from RefSeq and is a predicted model, not a curated record. The transcript has 10 exons. The coding region runs from base 15 to 1973 and encodes 652 amino acids. NCBI's taxonomy places the organism in Eukaryota, Viridiplantae, Streptophyta, Magnoliopsida, Zingiberales, Zingiberaceae.
UGGCUUGCAAGAUAAUGAUGGCGAACUGGCGAGCAGAUCCGGAUCGGCUAGAGGCUCCGAUGCCCAUGGCGGAUGCCGUGCAAGCACUCAUCGACCUCCUCGUCGACCCUCUCCUCCCUGCUAGUACUUCCCCGCAAUACUCUCCCGCCGAGGAUGAACAGCUCGCCGUCGCCAAACAGAUGCACUCUGUUGUCCUCCUCUAUAAUUACUACCACAGGAAGCAAUUUCCGCAGCUCGAGUUUCUUGAUUUUAGAUCAUUCUGUAAACAAGCAACUAUGAGCAAACGAAGUCUUCUUAGUUUUAUGAAAUUCACGCACAAAAAUGUGGAACAUCCAUUAGAUUCAGACAGACAGCUCUCUAUCUUGGAAAAGGAGAUUAUGACUGCAUGCGAUAUUGCUGCUACUUUAGAUGCAUCAGAGAAUUCUCCAGACAUGGAAGGAUGGCCAGUUUCCAAGGUUGCUGUACUUCUUGUAGAUGCUAACCAUGCAAAUUGUUAUCUUGAGUUUGGUUCUAUAACUCAAGGAAUCAAGUCUUUGCCAGAGAAGAGACUAGACAAACCAAUUGUUAAUACGAGCAAAUCCUUUGAAUCAUUGAAAAAUGAUGUUUCACUUAAGAAGCUUGCAUUUUCUGCUGUGCAGCAAAAACCAGGUGAUUGCUGCUCCAAAUUAUCUGUUCUAGAAAAUCAUCUAGUAUAUUCACUAAGCGACGAGAAGACAAUGACUGUGCUAUAUAUAAUGGAGACUCCAGAGGUUAUUAGUGGAGCACUUAUGGAAUUUCCUAUAAAAGAUGUGCUAAACAGCUUGAGAGGGCCUCUCUUCAGAACUGGCUCAACCCCCCCUGAAGUCACUUCUGUCGUGGAGUACUACCAUUUGUUGCCAUAUGUUGAUAAACUGUUAGAGUGGCUGUCCAGAGUAGCACCACAUUCUGCUCCUUUAAAUUUCCCAGCCAAGCACCCAACAGAUGUGCAUGAUUUAUCGGAGUCACCAAGAUCAGUUACCAUAGUAGAUCAUCGGCUAAACAAAUCUUACCUGUUGCCAAUGUCAAGAGAUGAGACAGCAGAAGGAAAAUCUGCCAUAAAGGAGAACAUGAACAGGACAGGAAAAUCAGAUGUGAAUACCUGUACAAUUAGCAAAUCUUUGAAAGAAUCAGCAUUUACAGUCUCUGAUAGUUGGAAGAUGGGGAACAACUCAUCUGCUGCCCAAUUGCAGCCACCAUGUUUGAAUAAGCGUGGAAGUGACAUCUUCUAUUCUUCUAAUGGCGCUAAUGUCGGUUACCAUGACAUGGUAGAUGGAAUGAAUAUGAUAAAAAAGUCACGUAAAGGAGGAGAUUCUGGAGAGAUCUCUAGCAUGAAAAAUGCUUCAAAGCCUUUUCAAAAUGCAAUUGAUGUGUCUCUUGUACCAGUUCAGCAUACAACUGAAAAUCCUGAUGAAUUUAAGCCUGUCGUGAAACAAGAGCAUUUGCAUGUUUGCUUGAACAUUCUUCAGAAAAGACGAGAUGAUUUGGUUCAAGAACAUCAAUAUAUGGGUGGUGAACUUGCUCAGUGUGAGAUGGCAAUACAAGCAAUUCUAGUUGGGAAAUCAAACGAUGAAUCAGCGAUUCAUGCCUGUAACACUUUGUGCUCGAGCCAAAUGCACACAUCUACAUCUACAUCCUUACCUUCUGAAGAUAAGAACAAACAGCAAGAGAUCAGAAUUAGGAGAUUUUCGGAAGCAAUUCUCAGGUCAAAAAAUUCUUGUCAGGAAUUGAACGACAUUUGUUCUCAAAAUGGCUGGAUAAUGCCAAUGUAUGCUGUGUUUCCAUCCAUUGUUAAUGAAAGUUUCCAAGCGACUGUGUCAGUGAGAGGAAUUGAUUUUGAAGCUAACGUUGUUGGUGAUUUCAGGAGCAAUCCUGACGAAGCGCGAUUAUCUGCAGCUACAAACAUGGUGACCAAACUUCAUAAUAUGGCAGAUCAACAAAAUGUUGUUGAAUGUUGAAAUCAAGUUCCUCCCAUGGUCUUUUGGUUUAGGUAUUGUUCUCUCUAAACAAACAUAACCUUUAAAGUUGGAUUUUGAUCAAAAUAUUUGGAGCUUGCACAAAAUACAUGAAAUAGGAAUAAGUUGAGUCAGAUUGAU